This is a messenger RNA of Eutrema salsugineum, 4959 nucleotides long. Its product is annotated as protein NRT1/ PTR FAMILY 5.6. The transcript is spliced from 5 exons. Gene Ontology annotation, biological process: dipeptide transport; transmembrane transport. Gene Ontology annotation, cellular component: membrane. Gene Ontology annotation, molecular function: dipeptide transmembrane transporter activity; tripeptide transmembrane transporter activity. Bases 3028 to 4779 code for a protein of 583 amino acids. The record is from RefSeq and is a predicted model, not a curated record. NCBI's taxonomy places the organism in Eukaryota, Viridiplantae, Streptophyta, Magnoliopsida, Brassicales, Brassicaceae.
GUGAAAAUUGGUUUCGACUACCACAUCGUCCAUAAUUUGAUUUCAUCAUCUCAUUCUCGUUUCUAGACUAUUGUUUGGGGGUAGUGAGUUAUCUUGGAAUAACUUGUCAUAAGAUAUAGUUGACUAUAUCGCCGUGCGAUACCUAAAGUUCAGUCCCUUGAUGUGAUUUGAAUUCUUUAUCUGCUGCUCUGAUUGGCUUGGACUCCUGGAAAGUCACUUGGGAAAUGAUGUUUAACACCAUACAACCUAAGAGGUUAUGGUUCAUCAAAACUUUUUGACAGCAUCUUGCGAUGUAAGUGUAGUGUUCCAACUGCAUCAAAUCCCUGCCAAUAUGUUUGUGAUGUGUCUGGGUUUGGAAGUUGGAAGAAGUUUGUGAUCAUCUACUAUCGUGGACGUAUUAGAUAUAUAAAUCCACCCAAAGCCUGUAUCAAAGCCCAAUGGAAAUCAAAGGAGAUUUUAAAGAUGAAACUGAAUAAGGCUAGGUUGGUGAAUGCUGAGUUUAUCUAGACGGAGUCUCAUUUCAAGAGAAUCAAGUGAAGUUGAGGGUUUGCCGGUUUGGCAGGGGAGGUUCUCGCGGGUGCUGUUUUCAAAAAAAUCUUAUGUCAUUGAAUAUACUGUCACUGAUAAAUGCAGUGUCGCUCUUGUUAGAAGCCUUUGGAUUAGCUAAGUGGCAAAUGGAUUGCUUUACCAUUGGUAAAGUUGCCACAGUUUCUUGUAGCAGUUCAAUAAGUCUAGUAGGAAAUGAUUUUUUUUUUUUUAAAGCAUGUGAGCUAAUGGAAUUCAUGUCAGUGGUCACAUGUUAUUCGGGCAUUACCCAUAAAUGGGAUGAAAACACAGUUCUCCAACUAGUACUUAUCGGUUGGAAUUUAUUUUGGAGCAUCAUGGAUUUGACUUGGGUUAUCUAGGAGACCUUAACAAUGCUCAUACAAGGUACUUGAAUACAUCUUUGAGCUAUUCGUUUUCUUUCCAUUUGCACAGUUGCACUAUGGGUUUAGUCUAUUGGUUGUCAAAAAGUUUGUCUUUGAUGAUGGCAUGAUCCACAACUCGCUAUCUUGCCACUGCUUUGUGUCAUACGUUUAUAGCAGAAUCAAUUGUUAGGAAGUUGAACUCCAUGUCAAGAUAAGCUAUUGUUACUAUUCCUUCAGAUACUCUACAGUAACAUCCGCUGACUCAUCAACCAUUUGCAUGGUGGUUCAUAUUAUUUACAGCCAUUUGUGUUGGCAUGUGUCUCUUAUGAGUUAUGACCCACUUCUUCUGUUUUAGCAGUGCACAACAAUGGGAGACUGUACGUAUUACAACUUUUUAUGUGGAGCAAAGCAAGUGAAUUAGAAGAAUGCUUAGUGGAGGUUAGUACUUUCCAUCAAAUAUUAAGUCGUUUGAAAGUAAUUUCGUUAUCUUUGUUACCAUGAGAACCAUGUGAAAGUAGUCAUUCUAGCUUUCUUUGCUUCUCAAAGUGUCAUUUAUAAAAGAAAUCAAAAAGAGAAAAUUUUAGGACUUUUGGCAAGUAAUCAAUCAGCAUGCGAUACAUGUGCUUUACAUUCUUCUGCGAUUUCUUUCGUACUCUUAAGGGUGGUCGAUUCUUAAGAGUAUAUCUUGCUGAAGUCGUCCCUAGAAGCGUGCACUAUGAUGAGCACAUAGCCACAUAAUAUGAAAACUUGCUCUUUAAAGGGGAACUCUUAGCCAAAUUUUGCUGUUUUUCCUUUCAAAAGUAACCUCACUAUAGUGGAGGUCCUACUUCCAUAGACAAAACAUGUUUUAUUGCUAAGGUGGUGAAGAAAACAUGAAGAAUAAAGACCAUUCAUUUGAAAAUGAGGUUUUGGUGUGGCAAUACGCAAGACUGAUUUGCUCUACGAUGCCGACCUUUUACAUGUAUAGUCAUAUUUUAUGGUUGGUACUGCUUGUAGAUGAUUCAGUCAAUAGUGGUUACAGCACUAUGGAAAAGGGUUUUUUCACUUUCCUCAGCCUUAGCCACAAAUUUCGAUUUAAUAUAGGAUAGGAGUUGACUCUUAAUAAUUAAAAAAAAUGAUUGUUUAAAUGCUAUUGGAGCGUAUAAUAUAAGAAGAUUUGGAAGAUGUGUUUUUGGUUAGCAUUUGCAAAUCCACUAAACCGUGACAACUUUCCCAUGGUCGAUCACAAUCUAAUCAUUCAUUGGUCUCAUAACCUAAGGAUUAUCUUCUCUAGAAAAGCCAUUCAUUAUCACUGUAUGAUAGAGGAGGAUUGUCUAGUAACAUGUUAUGCACUGGUGUUUAUAGCAUUAAGUAUAGUACAGAGCUUCAAGCUUUUGUAUUUUGUUUCAUAUGAUUAUUGCUUAGCUGUGAAUCUUUUUUUCUACAUGAGUGAUUGUGGUAAUAGAGUAAAAUGAUCAUGUAGACUUUGUUUAAGGUAGGGGUUAAGAUAUUAAAUUUAAAUUUUCUUAGCUUGACAUUGUGAUAUGUUGCUGCUGAAUGUUUUGUGAUCAUUAGAUUUUUAGGAAUGAAUAUGAUGAUAAGGCGUAGGAACUGGGUACUAAAGUAUAUGGUAAAAUUUCCUAAGAGAGGUGAGAUCUACUUCCCUACAAAGAAGAUACCUAGAGAGUCAAGUGAAUAAAGGAACCAUUGAACUUAUUGGACUAAGUAUUCGUAUUUGAUUGCUUUUUAGUAUUAAACUAAAGCAUCUCAGAUCGUAGUGGGGUUAGAGUAAAGAAAAUGGUAGUAUUGGCUUGGAAAGGUGAUCGUGAGGAAUAAUAUCAAGAGUUUUCAAUAAUUAAUGUUAAAAAGAGGAAUCGAAUUUGGGUAGUUUUUAUUCAUUUCUGUUAACUCAUCAUCAUCCUCAACGUGAGUGUGAAACAAAAUAGAAAAUGAGAACUAUUUGAGGCUGAAAACAAAACAAUGUGGGCACAGAAUCUAGAAGACACUGUGGAGGUUAAUGAGUCAACACAGAGAGCUUAAGCAUUUAUAAAAAGGACCAAGAAUUCUUCUCAUUUAAACAGAUCACUUCACACCCACAGACACUCCUCAAGAAUCAACUCUCUCGUGUAGUUUAUUCUAGAUGGAGCAUAAGAAGAUUGAUGCAGAACUUCAAGAUUCGUACGAUGAUCAACAGAAAUGGGUUCUUGAUUCUUCUCUCGACAGCAGAGGACGUGUUCCUCUUCGGGCUCGAACUGGCGCUUGGAAAGCUGCACUCUUCAUCAUCGCAAUUGAGUUCAGCGAGAGGUUGAGUUACUUCGGGUUAGCUACGAACCUGGUGGUCUACCUAACAACGAUUCUCCACCAAGAUCUCAAGUUGGCUAUAAGAAAUGUGAACUACUGGGCAGGUGUCACUACUUUGAUGCCUCUUCUUGGAGGCUUUGUAGCAGACGCCUAUCUUGGACGUUACGCGACUGUCUUGGUUGCAACCACCAUUUACCUUAUGGGUUUGGUCCUUUUAACAAUGUCCUGGUUCAUACCGGGCUUGAAACCUUGUCACGAAGAAGUGUGCGUUGAACCUAGGAAAGCACACGAAGUAGCCUUCUUCAUUGCCAUAUACUUGAUCUCCAUAGGGACUGGAGGUCAUAAGCCAUCCCUUGAGAGCUUUGGUGCUGACCAGUUCGACGAUGAUCAUGUUGAAGAAAGAAAUAUGAAGAUGUCUUAUUUUAACUGGUGGAAUGUCGUUCUAUGUGCUGGUAUUCUAACGUCCGUGACUGCUGUUGUCUAUAUCGAAGAUCGUGUUGGUUGGGGUGUUGCAGGAAUCAUACUCACCAUAGUUAUGGCUAUUUCUCUUGUCAUCUUCCUCGUCGGAAAACCAUUCUAUCGUUACCGGACACCUUUGGGUAGUCCUUUGACUCCAAUGUUACAGGUCUUUGUUGCCGCCAUUUCCAAAAGAAAUCUUCCUUAUCCCUCUGAUCCUUCUCUGCUUCAUGAAGCUUCCAAGGCAGAGUUUACUAAUGGCCGGCUUCUCCCCCACACAAAGCAUCUGAAGUUUCUUGACAAGGCAGCAAUUAUAGAAGACAAGAUUAAUCCUCUGGCACUCGAGAAGCAGAGUCCAUGGAGACUCGUAACGUUGACUAAAGUAGAGGAAGCAAAGCUGAUCAUCCACGUGAUUCCCAUAUGGCUCUCCACGUUAGCCUUUGGAAUCUGUGCAGCACAAACCACGACCUUCUUCAUUAAACAAGCAAUCAUCAUGGACAGACACAUCGCCGGUAACAGCAGCUUCACAGUUCCUCCAGCUUCCAUGUUCUCUCUCACCGCUCUUGCUCUGAUCAUCUCGAUCACCCUCUACGAUAAACUUCUACUUCCCUUGCUAAGACGCAUCACACGGAACCAAAGAGGCAUCAACAUUCUCCAGAGAAUCGGGACCGGUAUGGUUUUCUCCAUCAUCACCAUGGUCAUUGCAGCUCUAGUUGAGAAACAACGAUUGGACCGUACCGAAAACAACAAAACCUUGAGUGUGAUAUGGCUAGCUCCUCAGUUCAUUGUCAUUGGCAUUGCGGAUGCGUUCACGCUCGUUGGACUCCAAGAGUACUUCUACGACCAAGUCCCUGAUUCCAUGAGGAGCUUAGGUAUAGCGUUUUACCUAAGCGUGAUAGGCGCAGCUAGCUUCCUUAACAAUCUACUGAUCACAGCCGUGGAUACUCUAGCGGAGGAUUUCUCGGCCAAGAGUUGGUUUGGGAAGGACUUGAACAGCAGCCGGUUGGACCGGUUCUACUGGUUUCUUGCCAGUGUUAUGGCUGCCAAUAUAUGUGUCUUUGUGGUUGUGGCAAAGAGAUGCCCUUACAAAACCGUGCAGCCAAGCCAAGCUGAUUCCUCCGAGUCCGUCGCCUAAAUAAACAAGUCUUGCAAUGCAAGUAUAUGUUGCCAAGCUUCUUUAGAAGGAAAAACAAAAAAAAAUUGAGAAGUCAUCUUUGUAUUAGAAUUUUUUUGGUAAAUAGAUCAUUUAAAUUAUUUUCGCGCGAUUUCCAAAACGUUGGGAAUUUACGAUAUUUACCUAAACAUACAUAAACGA